AUGGAGUGUAGGCGGAUAAGUAAUACUAUACUGUGCAUGGGAUACAGCAGCAGUGAGCUAAAAAGAAACCAGUACGUAACGAUCAUAAACUGUAGACUUUCAGGAAAAGAAGAGGAAGUUAGCAGCGUGUGCAGGAUAAUUAAAGACAAGAGAUCUUACUAUUCAGUUAUAACAGAUAGCAACACCAUCCACUGGUUUAAUGUAGCUAGCACAUCAUCAUUCAUCAAAGCAUACCCUGUCGUAGUAAACAACACGUACACGAACAUACUGCAGUUUCUAGAAAAAGACAGUACUGCUGCAUAUAGUAAUAAUGCUAUAAAUGGAAAUGAUGUGUCUGCAAGUGGUAAUAGUGUAAGCAAUCAGUCUGCAACAGGAAAUGCUGCCAUAAAUGAGAAUGCUGUGUCUACUAAUGGCAAUGCGUCUGCAAACAGCAACAAUUCUGAAGGCGCAUCGUACACUCUGAACAGCAAGUCCAUUGUUCUCUUCAAUGACCUGUACACAAUCGUAGAAGUGCCAGGAAGCAUCCUUCUUUACUCCCAUGACGGCCAGCUCUCUUCUUCCAUAGACACAGGAAUAGAUAGAGUCACUAUGAUAUAUCCCACGCUGUGCAACAAGUACCUGUUUAUAGCCUUUGAAAAAGGAAUGAUCUCUCUGUACGAUCUAACAAACAGUCAGUUCCUGUACAGAAAGAGACACCCUGUGGGAAGAUCCUUCGUCUUUGGAAGCGUCUUUCAAUAUCUCAGAUACUACUCGGUGGCAAAGAACACUCUCGCGAUAGGAAGAGUCUCAGAUGGACAGAUUCUCAUAGAGCUGUCGUAUCCUGAAGAGAUAACCAACGUGGCUACAGAUGUUCUUAAUAGACAAAUAACUGUGUCCUCUGUCUCUGGCAAAAUAUUCUACAGCCGGCUGGACAAUGAGCAGAGCGCGUUCACAGAAUGUAAAGUUACGAACGACGAGAUAAAAAGCGUAUCUUUCUCGGUUUCUGGAAGGUAUAUUUUUGUUGCCUCUAAUUUAAACAUAUUCAUCAUCGACAGCAAAGACGGAAAAAUAAUCAAAACUAUUCUGAGCAACUCUCUAAAUUAUUUUUCCACUUUUACAAGCAGUAGUAAUUUGCAUUUAAAAUAA
Molecule: messenger RNA, 1125 nt
Organism: Nematocida minor
Lineage: Eukaryota; Fungi; Microsporidia
Exons: 1
Coding region: 1-1125 (374 amino acids)
Molecular function (GO): protein binding
Source: RefSeq, a predicted model, not a curated record